AUGAAUCCCCAUGUUGGGCGCUUAUUGGUUCCUAUUAUUGUCCUUCCAAUUUGUUUCCAAGGGUAUCUGAAAGCGUAUUUGGCGAACCAAAUAAAAUGGUGUGCUGCGGAUCCCAGAUUUGGAAUUGCUGUGUCAAAGAUAAUUGCAACUCUGUGUUGUAUCACAGCUGCAAAAGUGGAGACCCGAAGAUUAGGUGUGGUGAGGAGUGAGGGUUUGAUCGAGGACGACGACAAGGACACGAAAACAAUUUCCAUGACCAUGUUUUGGUUGGUUCCACAGUUUCUUCUUCUCGGAUUAGCUGAAGAGCUUUCAGAGAAGAGCAUUGUUUGUUUCUUCACUGAUAAGCUGGAAAUUAAAACCCCGGAGGAAGACAAGGCAACAAAAGAGUCCAAGAAUAUGUACAUGAAAAUAUUUGCUCAAGCGGUUAGUGGAGUGGGAAUUAUAUGUGGUGUGUUGUCAGUUUAUGCAGUGGGUGAGACAAGUGCAAGGGUGGGAGGGUCCAGUUGGUUCCAGUUCACGCUAAACAGGAGUCGUUUGGACAAUUACUAUUGGACCUUGGCUGCAUUGACUGCAAUUAAUCUUGUGCUGGAUCUUUUGGUGAGAUGUGUAGUCUUUAGGGACUGA
Molecule: messenger RNA, 624 nt
Organism: Prunus dulcis (almond)
Lineage: Eukaryota; Viridiplantae; Streptophyta; Magnoliopsida; Rosales; Rosaceae
Product: protein NRT1/ PTR FAMILY 5.5-like
Exons: 1
Coding region: 1-624 (207 amino acids)
Source: RefSeq, a predicted model, not a curated record